This is a messenger RNA of Xenopus laevis (African clawed frog), 1861 nucleotides long. It is a transcript of the gene hoxa1.S, whose product is annotated as homeobox A1 S homeolog. The coding region runs from base 103 to 1077 and encodes 324 amino acids. Gene Ontology annotation, molecular function: DNA binding; RNA polymerase II cis-regulatory region sequence-specific DNA binding; DNA-binding transcription factor activity, RNA polymerase II-specific. Gene Ontology annotation, biological process: regulation of transcription by RNA polymerase II; regulation of DNA-templated transcription. The transcript is spliced from 2 exons. The record is from RefSeq and is a predicted model, not a curated record. NCBI's taxonomy places the organism in Eukaryota, Metazoa, Chordata, Amphibia, Anura, Pipidae. Gene Ontology annotation, cellular component: nucleus.
GCCCUCACUGUACAUUCAUAUCAUUUAGUGCCGGACCUAUGGAGGAAGUGAGAAAGUUGGCACGGCCACGCCAGGCUCUGUGUGACAGUCCCCUAGUGAUAGAUGGACUAUGCGAGGAGGAUGAGCUCCUUCCUAGAGUACCCGGGCUUAAUGAGCGGAGACCUCGGGACCUGCUCCUCCAGAUCCUUCCACCCUGACCAUGGAAUUACAACUUUCCAGUCGUGCGCAGUCAGUGCUAAUAACUGCAACAGCGAUGAUCGUUUUGUGGUCGGGCGAGGGGUGCAGAUAAGUUCUCACCCCCAUCACCACCACCACCAAACCGGUACCUUCCAGCACCACAGCAACUUGGGGAUGUCCUAUGCUCAUAGCAGCUGUGGCUCCAACUAUGGCAUGCAGAACUUCAGCCCUGGCUACUCUCAUUUCCCCAUCAAUCAAGAGACAGAGGUGAGCUCAGGCUUCCCCCAAUCUGUCUACUCCGGCAACAUCGCCUCGUCUGUGGUCCAGCACCAACAGCACCAGUCUUACAUCGAGGGAUCCGCUCACUAUAUCCACCAUUCAUACGGACCUGAGCAGAACCUUUCUGUGGCUAAUUACAACAACAAUGUAGCCAGCCUCCAUAUCAGCCAGAGGGAAGUUUGUCAUUCCCCUUCCAGUGAAACAUCCCCCGGUCCGACACAGACCUUUGACUGGAUGAAAGUGAAGAGAAAUCCACCCAAAACAGGUAAGGCCGGGGAAUAUGGUUAUGCCGGCCAGCCCAACACAGCCAGGACCAACUUCACCACCAAACAGCUGACAGAACUGGAGAAAGAAUUUCAUUUCAACAAGUACUUGACCAGGGCCCGCAGGGUAGAAAUUGCUGCUGCUUUGCAGCUCAAUGAGACCCAAGUGAAAAUCUGGUUCCAGAACAGGAGGAUGAAACAGAAAAAAAGGGAAAAAGAAGGACUUCUCCCCAUCUCCCCAUCAACCAGUACAGGAAGCGAUGAAAAGUCAGAGGAGCUGUCAGAAAAGUCCAAUUCUUCACCCUGUGCUCCAUCUCCAGCCUCCUCAACUUCAGAUCAUCUCAGUGCUUCUGGUUAGAAGGCUGGAGACAUUGUCUGUGCUCUAAUGAUCAACUAAAGCCUUAGCAGUCAGUUUAGUGAUCUGCUGUAUAUGCCAGAUUUCACCUGGUACCAUCAAGGUUAUAUUUAUUUGCACAAGUUUGGAAAGUCAUUUUCGUUCUAAGCUACAAUAACAAAAUGAACUAAAAAAAUUGUUGUGGCAUGUGUCACCCCUAUCUCUUGUUAUGAGCUGCUAGGGACAGGUCCACAUGAGGGACAUUCCUGCUGGGAAACAACUGGUUGCAGAUCCUCAAAGACUGAUGCACUACUUAAAAAAGCAAAGUUUACACAAGUUAAUAGACGUUUAUUUAAUUUAAAGUUCGACGGUGUCUGUAUGUGAAAAGAGUGUACAUAUAUUGUUCCAGAGAUUUAUCUUUGAAGUGUUUUGUAGAAUUCUAAAUAAUUAUGAGAUGAUGGAAUGGUAAAAAAGCUCAAUGUUUUCUAGCACAGGAGAAACAGCAGUGUUUGCUGACCGCAUACCUCAGUAAUCUCUCUCAUUUACUAGGUGUUUACAGUCAUGAUUUUAGGUGAAUAUCGUAUACGUUUUUGUUUUUUUGGUCAAGGUCCAAUUUCCAGGGUAUAUUUUCCAAACAAAACCCAAUUGUUCUCUGCUCCAAGAGAAACGCUUCUGAAUCGCCUUUUAUCUUGUAAGAGCAAAAAACGUGUGUAUAGUUUGUGAUUACAUCGCGAACCCCCUUUGCAUGACGCCGAAUGUAAACUGAGUUUUAUCAGUUGGAAUUUGUCAAUAAAAUAUUUCUAUUUGA